UUGUGGUUUUCUGUUGGGCGCCAUUUUGAUUGAAGAGAGGUGUUUGCGAGCGGCCCUUCGUUAGCUAUUUUUCUCAGUUUAAGCCAAUUUAAACCGGAGUCGACUGACGUUUGACAGAAACGAACUAAUUUGAGGUCUCCAAAAAUGGCCACGGGAGCAAAUGCAACUCCUUUAGGGAAGUUGCAUCCGAGUAUUGGCGCUAAACGGGGAUUUGACGCCGGGCCUGGAGCGGGGAAUGGGUUGAUACCGACACCGGGGCCGCCCGCGUCCUUUCCUUCGCUACAAGCUUUCCAGCCUUCGAUUCCAAGCGCAGCUUUCCCACCGGCACACCAAUUCAAUCUAACCCCUGGCGCGGGUUUCGCGACUCCGGUUCAACAACCACCAGCUCCGGUGACCACACUGGCCAAGCUAGAUUUCUGUCAGAAGAAACAAAGGAAGAAGAGCCGCUGGAGCAGCGAGACGCCCGAUCAGAAGACGGUUAUACCGGGCAUGCCCACUGUUAUUCCCCCCGGAUUGACCCGGGACCAGGAGAGAGCCUAUAUAGUCCAACUGCAGAUUGAAGACCAGACACGUAAACUGCGAACAGGAGACCUGGGAAUCCCUGUUAACCCUGAGGACAGGUCUCCCUCUCCGGAGCCCAUCUACAACAGCGAGGGCAAGAGGCUAAACACCCGCGAGUAUCGCACGCGGAAGAAGAUUGAGGAGGAACGACACUCUCUCAUCACUGAGAUGGUUGGACUCAACCCCGAAUUCAAGCCUCCUGCAGAUUAUAAACCGCCAGCAACCAGGGUCAACGACAAAGUUAUGAUUCCCCAAGAUGAAUACCCCGAAAUCAACUUUGUUGGUCUGCUGAUUGGGCCACGUGGUAAUACACUGAAGAACAUUGAAAAGGAGUGCUGUGCUAAGAUCAUGAUCCGUGGAAAAGGUUCUGUGAAGGAGGGGAAGGUCGGCCGGAAGGAUGGACAGAUGCUCCCAGGGGAAGAUGAGCCUCUGCAUGCCCUGGUCACCGCCAACACCAUGGAGAAUGUCAAGAAAGCUGUGGAGCAGAUACGGAACAUCCUGAAACAAGGCAUCGAGACGCCUGAAGAUCAAAAUGACCUUCGAAAGAUGCAGCUGAGGGAGCUGGCGAGACUCAAUGGCACACUGAGGGAAGACGACAACAGGAUCCUUCGUCCUUGGCAAAACGCUGAGCCACGCAGCAUCACCAACACCACCCUCUGUACCAAGUGCGGUGGAGCAGGCCACAUCUCCUCUGAUUGCAAGUACACCAGCACAUUUGCUGCCCACAGAGCAACAGGUGGCGAGCCGCCUCAGUCAGCCCAGGACAAGGCUCGUAUGGACAAGGAGUACCUGUCCCUCAUGGCCGAGCUGGGCGAAGCUCCGGUCCCCACAUCUGGAGGAGGACACUCUAGUAACCAGGGAGGAGGGCAUCGGUCCUCAGGCCCCAACAACAACCAUCCACCUCCACAGAACCGGCCUCCUUGGAUGAGCUCUGCCCCGACUGAGAACAGGAACUACCAUAGCAUGCAUGGAGGGCAUGGAGGGCAUGGAGGCCACGGUGGCCACGGUGGCCACGGGGGACCCCACAACUUCCCACCCCCCAUGCCCAACAUGGGAGGCCACCCUCUGCCCCACAACCCCAAUGGCCUGCCUCCCCCUUGGAUGCAGCCUCCGCCUCCCCCCAUGGGCCAGGGUCCGGGACCUCAUGGACACCCCAUGAGUCUGCUGCCUCCUCCAAUGGGUAUGAUGCCACCUCCACCUCCUCCCCCCAGCAACCAGCCACCUCCCCCUCCUUCUGGUCCCAUGGCACCAUGGCAACAGCAGGCUCCACCUCCACCUCCAACCAGUAGCAUGGCAACCAGUACACCACUGCCCUGGCAACAAAAUACCACCACUACGUCCAGCCCUGGCACUGGCACCCUUCCUCCAUGGCAACAGCCCCAGCAGCCUGCGGCCUCAGGAGCCCAGCCUCCACCACCCAUGGGUACCCCGUCCAUGGUGCCGCCUCCCCCUGGCGUCCAGCCCCCGUUGCCCCCUGGCGCCCCUCCCCCUCCCCCUCCACCACCUCCCGGCUCAACUGGCAUGAUGUAUGCACCACCACCACCCCCACCACCCAUGGACCCCUCCAACUUUGUCACCAUGAUGGGGAUGGGGGUACCAGGCAUGCCCCCCUUCGGCAUGCCCCCUGCCCCCCCACCUCCCCCGCCCCAGAAUUAAGCCUGCCACAGAAGACGAUGUCCUGCAGUGCUACACUUUGUCAUGCUACUCAAAUAGCCAGCUACAAAUUACAUUUUUGCAAAAUUCAUUGGGUUUAAUAUAUUGACCUUCAGUUUGCAUGAUUAAACACCACAUUUAUACUCCUGUCAUUCACCCUAUUUUGGCUUUGUGUUGAAUAAGAUUAAUAUUUUUGUAAUAAUGAGAUGUGAAUUGUAUCUUAGUUCUGUCAGAAAAACUUUUCUGUAGUACUGUCUCAGAUUGUUUUCCAGAAAUUCCCAGGGUUUUUAAUCUUUUUUUUCUUCUGUCACUGUCUGCAUCUCAGCCGGUUGGUUCUGCUACUUGAUUGCUGGGAAUCCGAUAAAUAUCUUUGUUUUUCUGCAUCUCUCUGCUCUGAUAAGAUGCCGUGUGCAGUGUUUGUGUUGCCUCUGCAAGGACAAAAAAUGUUAGUUUUACUCUUCUUUUUUUUUUUUCUGGAAUCGGUCUGUGUUAUGGCACUUGCCUGAAUGAAUAGCUGUUGAAAUCUUGCUUGGUUUAAAAUUAAACUGAUCCAUUUCA
Molecule: messenger RNA, 2772 nt
Organism: Scophthalmus maximus (turbot)
Lineage: Eukaryota; Metazoa; Chordata; Actinopteri; Pleuronectiformes; Scophthalmidae
Gene: sf1
Product: splicing factor 1
Exons: 12
Coding region: 145-2217 (690 amino acids)
Biological process (GO): regulation of mRNA splicing, via spliceosome
Cellular component (GO): nucleus
Molecular function (GO): zinc ion binding; mRNA binding
Source: RefSeq, a predicted model, not a curated record